AUGUUCACCGUGACUAAGCUGGCCUCUUCCAAAAUGCCGCCAGACAUCGGGCAGCGGCAUCGAGUGGGGGUUCAGUCCCAGAAAUGCCAACGUGAAAUUGCGUUUUGGGGGCCUGAGGGCGCAUUUUGCAUCCACAUUCGGGCCUGCCAAUUGCGUGUGCCCGCUGAGGGGAAGAUUCAGGCCUAUGUUUGUAUAAAGGCUCCCCUUCAAAGUAUCGUAAUUCCAGCCUUGCUGCACCAGUUGAAUAGUUCUGUUGCCCACGCAACCCGUCCAACCUCACAGUUGGCGGAGGAGCCAAUCGGCCAGGCGGCCUUUGCAUUUUUCAUCAAAACUCAUCCAAGGACGAAUUCAGUGACGAGUCCCGGACGCUUGACUUUUGGUCCGUUUUUCAACAAUCAUCGACACUUCCAUGAUCUUGUUGAAGGAAUAGCGAGUAAACCAUUAUCUGUCAUCGCGCCACAGAAGCCAGGAAACCAGACACUAAUCCACAAAGUAAGAGAAAACCAUUCAGCAAACAAGCCAACCGCAGACUUGUUGCUAGGAUUGCUGCAAGAGGAUGGACGAUCGCAAGUAGAGAUCAAUGAGCUAAUGAUCCAUCGCAGGAGAAGAGAAAAUGGAAGCGUUAAAAACUCUUCGUUGGGCGAGAGUUCUGCUCCAUUUAGCUCAGAUCUAGAUACCAUCUUGAAAAUGUUUUCUUUAAUUCAGUCAUGGAAUUUGGAAACAAGUCCUGACAUCUCUGCAGAUGCCUGCUGUGUCCUGUCAUGCCUCUUGGCCUAUCUUCACACAAUGAUUAAUGCCUACAUUUCAAUUUAUGCAUUCUAUUUAUCAUGGUUCCUGGCGCUGGUGAAGCAGAUCCAGGGUGUAGAGUCAGGGAGGAAAGCCCUCAAUGCUCAUCCCAUUUCUUCCUUCAUGUUCAGUGAAGAGUCCCCAGAUGUAUUGGCAGGGGAUUGUGCCGGGACCCCUGGAGAUAAUUGUAACACAGCCAAGUACAGUAAUGAAACAUUCUUCCAGUAUCAAAACAGCAAGGAAAGUAGCUCAAGAAGGAGUCAGAACUUUGAACAACAUAAAAGGGCUGAUGACGAUGAAGAGAAAGCAAUCGCAAUACCAAAUGAGAAGUUCCUAAAAGAACAAGCAACUAGAGUAGAGGCAGCCAUCCUGUGUCUCACCACCAUCUCCAAGAGCUCCUCUAGACCCACAACCUUCCAAGACCCCUGCGCUCUUCGAAUUCUGGCCUGCUGUGGAUCCCUGAUUUUUAUCCCAGCCACCAUCGAUGGCUGUGCCUUCAGCUGCCUGGAUCCAAAGCCCUGGAAUCCCCUGCCUAAAUCUCUGUGUCUCUUUCUUUGGCUAGUUUGGAGAAAAGACGACUCCGCCAUUCUUAUCUUCGGGCUCCUCUUCCAGAAAGUAAAGCAAAGCGUGACACCGGGUUUGGGCGGCACAGAAGUCUGCCCAACUUCAGAACAGAUAAUGUUAGUGAGUGAUCCUGAGAUUGAAAGCAGCGUACUCAUCAGCUCAGAUGAAGGUGCAACCUAUCAAAAGUACCGCCAAAGCUUUCAGAUUCAAAGUAUGCUCUUUCAUCCUCAAGAAGAGGAUUGGAUUCUGGCCUGCAGCCAAGACCAAAAGUUGUACAGCUCCAAUGAUUUUGGAAGAAGGUGGCAGCUGCUCCAUGAGAGAAUCACUCCAAACCGGUUCUACUGGUCUGUAAUGGGUUUGGACAAGGACCCAGACCUUGUGCACAUUGAAGCAAGGAACACAGAUGGACAUGCUCAAUAUAUCACCUGUAGAAUUCAGAAUUGUUCAGAAGCAGCAAGCAGCAAACCCUUCCCAGGGUUUAUAGAUCACAAUUCCUUGGUGGUCCAAGAUGACUAUGUGUUUGCUCAGGUGACAACUGGUGGACGGGUGACUUACUAUGUGUCAUAUCGAAGAGAGAGCUUCGCACAGAUGAAACUCCCCAAAUACUCACUGCCCAAGGAUAUGCACAUUAUCAGUACGGAUGACAGCCAAGUGUUUGCCGCUGUGCAAGAAUGGAAUCAAAACGACACAUACAAUCUGUACGUCUCUGAUGCAAGAGGAGCCUACUUCACUAUUGCUUUGGAGAAUGUGAAAAGCAGCCGGGGCCCAGAGGGGAAUGUUAUGAUUGACCUUUAUGAGGUAGCAGGGAUAAAGGGAAUGUUCUUGGCUAACAAAAAGGUACAAAAACAGGUUAAGACCUUCAUCACAUAUAACAAAGGACGAGACUGGAGACUACUGGAAGCUCCCAACACAGACUUGAGAGGCAAUGACAUUCACUGUCUUCUGCCAUAUUGCUCACUGAAUCUACACUUGAAUGUGGCACAGAAUCCCUAUACUUCCGGAAAUAUAGGCAGCAAGGACUCAGCACCUGGCAUUAUCGUGGCUUCAGGCAACAUCGGCUCUGAGCUAAUAACAGACGAGGAGAGUCAGACUGGUGGCAUGUUCAUCUCAUCAGAUGGAGGGAACACCUGGAGACAGGUUUUCGAAGAGGAGCACAGCGUUCUGUUCCUGGAUCAGGGUGGUGCCCUUGUGGCCAUUAGACACACGCCCCAGCCUAUCCGGCAUCUCUGGCUGAGUUUUGAUGAAGGUCGAUCCUGGAGUAAAUACAGUUUCACCUCAGUUCCUCUCUUUGUAGACGGAGUCCUGGGUGAGCCUGGAGAAGAGACUCUGGUAAUGACUGUGUUUGGUCAUGUCAGCCACCGCUCUGAUUGGCAGCUUGUUAAAGUGGACUACAGGUCCGUCUUCAGCAGAAGGUGCACUGAGAAUGAUUUCCAUGCAUGGGAGUUCCACAAUCAGGGGGAACCUUGCAUUAUGGGGGCAAUGCGAAUAUAUCAGAGGCGCAGCCCAGCUACACAGUGCAUUCUGGGAAAGAAGUACAGCGGAGCAGUAACAUCAGUUCCUUGUACCUGUACAGACUCCGACUUUGAGUGUGAUUAUGGAUACGAACGUCACUCUGAUGGAAGGUGCUUACCGGCUUUCUGGUACAAUCCGUCUUUCAUGGCAAAGGAAUGUAGCAUGGGACAGAGCUACCUCAACAGCACAGGUUACAGAAAGGUUGGCUCCAAUAAUUGCACUGAUGGCGUCAGAGAACAGUACACUGCCAAACAGCAUCAGUGCUCCAACAGGGCUCCACGGGGUCUACACCUCGUCACCAGCAACGGCAGACUGGCCACCAGGUCGGAACAGAACAUUACCUUCAUCGUGCACUUAGAGGAGGGAGAUGUUCCGAGGACCAGUUUACAGAUGGAAUUUGGAGACGGUACUGCAGUGACCUACUCUAAUCUCAGCUCAGUCGAAGGAGGGAUCAAACACGUCUACAAGCAUGGUGGAAUCUAUCGUGUCAUCGCUCAAGCUUGGAACAGCCUGGGAAACACCCAGGCCACCCUCUUCCUACAUGUAACUUGUCCUAUUGAGCAUGUGCACUUAACUUUACCGUACGUUGCAAUCACCAAUCAGGAGGUGAAUAUGACAGCAAUGGUGUGGCCCAAUACCGCUGGAACACUCACCUAUUUCUGGUGGCUUGAAAACAAGACCGAGCCCAUCAUUACCCUAGACGAGAACACUUCCUUCACAUUCUCUACAGAGGGGAUAAAUAGUGUCACGGUACAGGUGUCUGCUGGGAAUUCCAUUCUACAAGACAUAAAGAGCAUAGCUGUAUUCGAUUCUUACCGCUCGUUGCUACUGUCGUUUACACCCAACUUGGAAGAUUACAACCCAGACAUUCCGGAGUGGAGACAUGAUCUCAGUAAACUUGUCAAAAGAACUCUGAGACAAGUCACAGCUGUACCUGAGCAACAGAUGCUGCUCGCCAUCCUCCCCGGUUUACCAACUGCAGCAGAGCUCUACAUCCUCCCACACCAAGGUUCCGCAGAAGAGAGAUUAAAUAGUCUGGAUUUAGAUCAGAUUUUAGACAUGGUGAUCCAUGCACUUAAUCAGAAUCGGGUUCAGUUUGAGCUAAAGCCUGGUAUUCAGAUCAUCGUUUCGACUGCUCAUCUUACUUUAGCCCCUCUCGUGGAUUCUAGCCCAGGACACAGUGGCUCUGCAUUGUUGAUGCUGUUAUCUUUGGCCUUUGUUGGCUUAGCUGUUUUUGUAAUAUACAAGUUUAAAAGGAAGAUACCAGGGAUUAACGUUUAUGCUCAGAUGCCCAAUGAAAAGGAACAAGAGAUGAUAAGUCCAGUCAGCCAAAUUGAGGGCAUCCCCAACAUCACCCAAAGUGAAUUAACCAGCCCAGAGGAAUUCAUUGAUGAUGACCAUGACACACAGAAUUUAGGUAAAUGA
Molecule: messenger RNA, 4287 nt
Organism: Carcharodon carcharias (great white shark)
Lineage: Eukaryota; Metazoa; Chordata; Chondrichthyes; Lamniformes; Lamnidae
Product: VPS10 domain-containing receptor SorCS1-like
Exons: 36
Coding region: 1-4287 (1428 amino acids)
Biological process (GO): post-Golgi vesicle-mediated transport
Cellular component (GO): Golgi apparatus; membrane
Source: RefSeq, a predicted model, not a curated record